GUUUCCUCCACCUCCUUUUUGUCUCGUUGUGUUUUUAUUAAUUUUUCGCCUUUUUCAGUCCCCCUUCGAUUGUAUCUCUCUAUCGUCUUCUUCAUUUCCUUCCCUUUCCCCCGCACCCCACUUUUCUCUCUCUCUCUCUCUCUCUUUCUCUCUCUGUUUAUCUCCUCUCGCACGAAAGGAAACCUUUUCCCUUCCCCCCUUGUUUUUGAUUUGAUUUUGAUUUUUGAUUUCAUGGAAAAGAAGAAUAAUAAUAUUUAUAAUUAUAAUUAAAAGAAAAAGGAAAAGAUGGUUUCGCCAUGGCUUACCUCGCUCGCAUGCUCUCCUCCUCCUUCGACCCCUCCCCUCCAAUGGCUCCGCUUCCUCUUCCUCUCCCCCUGCCCCCAACGCUUCCUUUUGAGCGCCGCCGACGCGCUCUUCCUCCUAACCCUAAUCGCCCUCUCCAUCCCCAGGCUCCUCUCCCGCUUCCGCCGCGGCCGAACCCUAGCCCCCGCCCCCGGGUGGCGCGUCGCCGAGCCGCUCUUCCUCGGGCUCCAGUUCCUCGCCCACGCCGCCGCCGCCGCGCUCGUCGCCCACGCGAAGCGCUUCGGCGCGGCGACGCACCCCGCCGCGCUCCGCCUCUUCUGGAUCGCCUCCUUCGCCCUCGCCGCCCUCUCCGCCGCCUCCGCCGCGCUCCGCCUCGCCGGCGGCGACCCGAUCCCCUUCGACGACCCCGCCGCCCUCGUCUCCCUCGCCCUCGCCCUCCCCCUCCUCUUCCUCGCGGCGACCGGAUCCACGGGGGUUCAAACACCACCACCGCCCGGCCCCGGCCCCGAACCGGACCGGCCCGACCCCGAGUCCAAACCGGCCCCGAACACCACGCCCUACGCCGCCGCGUCGCUCCCGUCGCGCGCCACGUGGAGCUGGAUGAACCCUCUGAUCUCCAAGGGCUACCGCGCGCCGCUCAAGCUCGACGACGUCCCCGCGCUCGCCCCGGACCACCGCGCCGAGCGCAUGUACGAGCUCUUCCGGUCGAACUGGCCCGAGCCGGCGGUCCGGUCCGCGCACCCGGUCCGGUCCACCCUGUUCCGGUGCUUCUGGCCGCACUUCCUCCUCAACGCGUCGCUCGCCGUGGUUCGCCUGCUCGUGAUGUACGUCGGCCCCUCCCUGAUCCAGCGAUUCGUGGACUUCACGGAGGGGCCGCGGACGUCGAUGGCGGAGGGCUACUACCUGGUGGCCGUAUUGCUCGCCGCGAAGACGGUGGAGGUGAUGUGCUCGCACCAAUACAAUUUCCACUGCCAGAAGCUGGGGAUGCUGAUCCGGUCGACGCUGAUCACCGCGCUGUACAACAAGGGCCUGCGCCUCUCCUGCUCGGCCCGCCAGGCGCACGGCGUCGGCAUGAUCGUCAACUACAUGGCCGUCGACGCGCAGCAGCUCUCCGACAUGAUGCUCCAGAUACACUACCUCUGGCUCAUGCCACUGCAGGUCGGAGUUGCCCUUGCGCUCCUGUACACGUACCUGGGGCCCCCGGUGACGUCGGCGACCGUCGGCAUCUUCGGGAUCAUGGCGUUCGUCCUCUUCGGCAGCCGGCGCAACAACCGGUUCCAGUUCCAGCUGAUGGGGAUGCGCGACAAGCGGAUGAAGGCCAUGAACGAGAUGCUCAACUACGUGCGCGUCAUCAAGCUGCAGGCGUGGGAGGAGCACUUCGACCGCCGCGUCCGCAGCAUCCGCGACGGCGAGUACGGCUGGCUCGCCCGCUUCAUGUACUCCAUCUCCGGGAACAUCAUCGCCCUCUGGAGCGCCCCCGUCGUCGUCGCCGCGCUCGUCUUCGGCACCUGCGUCGCCGCCGGGGUCACGCUCGACGCGGGCCUCGUCUUCACCGCCACCUCGUUCUUUAAGGUCCUCCAGGAGCCCAUGCGCAACUUCCCGCAGGCCCUCAUCCAGGCCUCGCAGGCGAUGAUCUCGCUGGAGAGGAUCGACGCGUACCUCACGAGCGGGGAGCUCGACGAGGCGGCGGUGGAGAGGGUCGAAGGAUGCGGAGACGACGGCAUUGCGGUGGAGGUGCGUGGCGGGGCUUUCGUGUGGGACGACGAGGGGACGGCGGAGAAGGACAAGGAGAAUGACGCAGCCACCGAAGCGGCAGCAGCGGCGGCGGCGGCAGGGGGAUUGAAGGGGAUCGACAUCGAGAUUCGAGCCGGGGCGCUCGCGUCGGUGGUGGGGACCGUCGGAUCGGGGAAGAGCUCCCUGCUCUCCUGCAUCCUCGGCGAGAUGCGCAAGAUCGCGGGAAAGGUUAGGAUUUGCGGGAGCACAGCCUACGUGGCGCAAACAGCAUGGAUCCAAAAUGGAACCAUCCAAGACAACAUCUUGUUCGGGAAGCCGAUGAACCAAGAAAGGUACAAGGAAGUCAUCCGUGUUUGUUGCUUGGAGAAGGACUUGGAGAUGAUGGAGUUUGGAGAUCAGACAGAGAUAGGGGAGAGAGGGAUCAACCUUAGUGGCGGCCAGAAGCAGCGUAUACAGCUCGCAAGGGCUGUCUAUCAGGACUGUGACAUUUACCUUCUUGAUGAUGUCUUUAGUGCCGUCGACGCUCACACGGGUUCAGAGAUCUUUAAGGAAUGCAUAAAGGGUGCACUCAGAGAGAAGACUGUUAUCCUUGUAACACAUCAAGUCGACUUCCUGCACAAUGUUGAUGCUAUAUUUGUAAUGAGAGAUGGGAUGAUUGUACAGUCAGGGAAGUAUAACGAGUUACUACAAGCCGGUUCGGACUUUGCUUCUCUUGUCGCAGCUCACGAUAGUUCAAUGGAGCUUGUAGAGCACACGGGUGCAGUAGGACAUGACGCCACCCCAGAACAUACAGAAUCAAAGCGUCCCACCACGAAUAACAUGAAAUCUAGCGGCGAGACCUCUUCACCAAUCUCACCAAAGAAAGAGAAAGCCAGUUCCAAGCUCAUUAAGGAGGAGGAGAGAGAGUCUGGGCAUGUAAGCUGGCGCAUAUACAAGAUGUAUAUCACCGAGGCGUGGGGUUGGUGGGGAGUCAUCGUGGUGUUCGUUAUGUCCUUAGUGUGGCAGUGUUCACUAAUGGCGAGUGACUAUUGGUUGGCUUUUGAAACAUCGGAGGAUAAUGCAGCUUCUUUUCGUCCGUCCUUGUUUAUCGAGGUUUAUGCUGGUAUAGCAGUGAUUUCUGUUAUCCUUGUCGCACUGAGGGCUUUUCUUGUAGCAUAUUUGGGGCUUGAAACUGCUCAGAUAUUCUUCAAGCAAUUCUUGAACAGUAUACUGCAUGCUCCGAUGUCAUUUUUUGAUACUACUCCAUCUGGAAGAAUCCUCAGUCGGGCAUCAUCGGACCAAACAAACGUUGAUCUUUUCCUUCCCUUCUUUGUGGGAUUGACUGUCGCUAUGUAUAUUACUCUGUUAAGUGUCAUCAUAGUCACAUGUCAGGUCGCCUGGCCAUCAGUGAUAGCGAUAAUUCCACUAGUGGUCUUGAACAUCUGGUACAGGGGUUAUUAUCUUUCGACAUCUCGAGAGCUGACGCGUCUUGAAUCAAUCACGAAAGCACCUGUUAUUCAUCACUUCUCAGAGACCAUUCUCGGCGUUACGACCAUUAGGUGCUUCAGAAAGGAAGAAAGCUUUUUUAAGGAAAAUUUAGAGAGAGUGAAUUCGAGCUUACGAAUGGACUUUCACAAUAACGGUGCUAACGAGUGGCUGGGGUUCCGGUUAGAGCUGAUUGGAAGCUUUGUCCUCUGCAUUAGUGCUUUGCUCAUGGUCACUUUGCCAACCAGUAUUGUGAAACCAGAAUUUGUUGGUUUGUCUCUUUCUUAUGGUCUCUCUCUCAACGCUGUCGUGUUUUGGGCGAUUUGGGUCAGCUGCUUUAUUGAGAAUAGGAUGGUCUCAGUGGAGAGGAUAAAGCAGUUCACCAACAUUCCCUUUGAGGCACCGUGGAGAAUCAAAGAUUGCCUCCCCUCGCCAAAUUGGCCCACCAAAGGAGAUAUUGAUAUCAAGGAUCUAAAGGUUCGAUAUAGGCCCAAUACUCCUCUGGUUCUUAAUGGCAUUACAAUAAGCAUUCACGGAGGAGAGAAGAUAGGAGUUGUGGGUCGUACAGGCAGCGGAAAGUCGACAUUAAUACAAGCUUUGUUCAGAUUAGUGGAACCUUGUGGGGGCAAUAUCAUUAUUGACGGAGUAGACAUUUGCACAUUAGGCCUUCAUGAUCUGAGGUCUCGCUUCGGUAUAAUUCCUCAGGAACCUGUUCUCUUUGAAGGAACUAUAAGGAGCAAUAUUGAUCCGAUUGGACAAUAUUCAGACGAUGAGAUAUGGCAGGCACUGGAACGCUGUCAGCUUAAAGAUGCAGUAGCUUCUAAACCUGAAAAGCUUGAUGCAUUGGUUGUUGAUAAUGGAGAGAACUGGAGUGUGGGGCAGCGACAACUCAUCUGUUUGGGCCGGGUGAUCUUGAAGCGUAGUCGGAUACUGUUUAUGGACGAGGCGACUGCCUCAGUGGAUUCGCAAACCGAUGCUGUGAUUCAAAAAAUCAUCAGAGAAGAUUUCUCGGCUUGCACGAUCAUUAGCAUUGCUCACAGAAUACCCACAGUUAUGGAUUGCGACCGAGUUUUGGUUAUUGAUGCAGGGCUAGCAAAGGAAUUCGACAAACCAUCGAAUCUGAUCGAGCGCCCGUCUCUCUUCGGCGCGCUGGUUCAAGAGUAUGCCAACCGAUCUUCUGACUUAUAGAGUAAUUUCCUGAUGCCGAAAUUUUUGCCUCUCCAAACUUCACGAAUCCGACCCGGUUGCCUCGGCAUGAGAUUCUCAAGACUACUAAGCUCCAUUUAUAAGCAGAAUACGAUGUACUCGAGCCGUAUGUGGUUGUGGAGCAAAUCGCAAUAAGUGUUUCGGAGACAUCGACACAAUAAGGCAGGACAGAUAAAUUAUAAUCGACGAACACACUUUCCAUGAAGUAAUUAUCCUCUUAAAUAUUUGUAUUGUUAGCGACAAUAUCACGUUGAAGAAUUACGAUGAAAGUAUCAAUGCAUAGAAGGUUUAGUUGCUUGUAAGCUCAUGUAUUGAGUGGAAAAUUCUGCAUAGAAGAUUUAGUUGCUUGUAAGCUCAUGUAUUGUGGAAAAUUCACUGCAAAAUAUACUUCUUUGAUACUAGUGGAUCUCCCAAAAUCCAGCAGAAUAUCAAGAAAAAUCUUGAUCUAC
Molecule: messenger RNA, 5156 nt
Organism: Ananas comosus (pineapple)
Lineage: Eukaryota; Viridiplantae; Streptophyta; Magnoliopsida; Poales; Bromeliaceae
Product: ABC transporter C family member 14-like
Exons: 13
Coding region: 286-4689 (1467 amino acids)
Biological process (GO): transmembrane transport
Cellular component (GO): plant-type vacuole; vacuolar membrane
Molecular function (GO): ATP binding; ATP hydrolysis activity; ABC-type transporter activity
Source: RefSeq, a predicted model, not a curated record